This is a messenger RNA of Ricinus communis (castor bean), 2371 nucleotides long. Its product is annotated as amino acid transporter AVT1C. Gene Ontology annotation, cellular component: plasma membrane. The transcript has 13 exons. The coding region runs from base 450 to 2102 and encodes 550 amino acids. The record is from RefSeq and is a predicted model, not a curated record. NCBI's taxonomy places the organism in Eukaryota, Viridiplantae, Streptophyta, Magnoliopsida, Malpighiales, Euphorbiaceae.
GUGCUUUCUGUUAAAGAGUUUUGGGCUGAUGAGUAAAAAGUCAGGGAGGAAGACAUGCAUUUGGCUAAUGGCUCUUAUAUUUUGUUUAUUUUUAAAAGGAGAAGUAAAGCCAAUGGGAAAAUUCUCUGAUAAGAACACAUCCUGAUUGCCACUAAGGCUUUAUGUGUUUCUCUCUGUAGGUAUAUAAAUAUAAAGAGAAGAUCCAUUGCAGUGAAGAGAGAACGAGAUACUAGACAGUAACAUACAUACACAGCAAACGCCACAACACAACAAAAAGAGAAAGUCUCCCUCUAGAUUUUCUCUCUUCUACUCAAAAGAGAAGACAACUUUUUCAUCUUUUUCACUACUGUCUGCAGAUCCCAGAUUCCAGAAUUCUCCCAAUUCUCCAUAUAAAAGGGGAAUAUCUUGGAGAGAGAGAGAGUAAGAGAGAGAGAAUAUAUUUUUGAAAAAUGAAGAAUUCAGUUUCAGAACAGAGUUUUUACAUAGAGAGUGAAGAGGAAGAUGAAGAGAACAGAGGUGGAGAAGGUGGUGAAGAUGAUGGAAAUGAUUCAGAAUCUGAUGAUUCUAUGGCUGAUAAUAGGCAACAAAGCAAAACUGGUUCUUACAACACUUCUUGGCCUCAAAGUUACAGGCAGUCAAUUGAUUUAUAUAGUAGUGUACCAUCUCCAAGUGUAAUUCUUGGAACUCCUACACUAUCAAGAUUAGGCAGUUCAUUUCUAUCCUCUUCAAUACUAACAAGAAGACACACUCCAGAAUCACUACCUUCUGUGACAAAGCCUCUAAUAUCAAGGGUAGAAGAUGAGGAGUUGCCACAACACAGGCGGAGUUCUCAUUCUUUACUUCCUCCAAUUCCCUCAAGAAGAUCUUCUAUAAGAAAGGAUGAGAAAGCAUCCCAGAUUUCUCAUGAACUUCCCAUUUCUCGCCAAAGCUCCUACGGCCAGGCUGUGAUUAAUGGCAUGAAUGUUCUAUGUGGAGUUGGAAUUUUAUCUACUCCUUAUGCUGCCAAAGAAGGAGGAUGGCUUGGGCUUUCUAUAUUGCUUAUUUUUGCAGUGCUUUCCUUCUAUACUGGAAUGCUUUUACGUUAUUGCUUGGAUAGUGAACCAGGGCUUGAAACUUAUCCUGACAUUGGCCAAGCUGCUUUUGGCACUAUUGGUCGGGUUGCCAUCUCUAUAAUCUUAUAUGUCGAGUUAUAUGCUUGUUGUGUUGAAUACAUUAUUCUGGAGAGUGAUAACUUAUCCUCUUUAUUUCCAAAUGCACAUUUAAGUUUUGGUGGAUUAGAGUUAAAUUCACACCAUUUAUUUGCUCUGUUGACCACACUUGCUGUUCUUCCAACUGUUUGGCUCCGAGACCUCAGUGUGCUUAGUUAUAUUUCUGCUGGUGGAGUUAUUGCAUCAGUAUUAGUGGUUGUCUGCCUAUUUUGGGUUGGUCUGGUUGAUAAUGUUGGCAUUCAUAGCAAAGGGUCAGCACUGAACCUUGGAACUCUCCCUGUUGCUAUUGGUCUUUAUGGUUAUUGUUACUCAGGACAUGCUGUCUUCCCAAAUAUAUAUACCUCAAUGGCACAGCCUAACAAAUAUCCUGCAGUUCUCUUAGCAUGCUUUGCCAUUUGUACUUUGAUGUAUGCCGGAGCUGCUGUUAUGGGAUACACAAUGUUUGGAGAAUCAACAGCAUCUCAAUUCACUCUUAACAUGCCACAAGAUCUAGUAGCCUCAAAGAUUGCUGUGUGGACCACGGUAGUUAAUCCAUUUACCAAAUAUGCAUUAACCAUGUCCCCAGUGGCAAUGAGUCUGGAAGAAUUGAUACCAUCAGACCAUCUGAAGUCUCACCUUUAUGCUAUCUGCAUUAGGACUGUAUUGGUAAUCUCCACUUUGCUUGUCGGUCUCGCCAUUCCUUUCUUUGGUCUGGUGAUGUCACUGAUUGGAUCCUUACUCACUAUGCUUGUAACCUUGAUACUUCCAUGUGCCUGUUUUCUGAGCAUCUUGAGGGGUAAAGCAACCCGGUUUCAGACUGCACUUUGUAUUAUAAUCAUUAUAGUAGGAGUCAUAUCAUCAGUCUUCGGGACGUACUCAGCCCUGUCCAGAAUCAUUGAGAAUUUGAGCAGCUGAAUUUUGUAUUAUGCCUCCAUCAACAAAGGGUUUAUCUUCUUAUUGUCUUCCAUUUCCAAUUUUGAGAUGAUUUUCUUGUUUUUUUACUCUGUCCUCAUUUCCCCAUUAAUGCAUUCAUAAUCUGCAAUUUUGGUAAAUGUUUUAUUGACAUUACUUAAAGAAGGAUCAGUAUGGCUGUAUCUGAAAGUAGUUUUCAUUCAGCAAAGGCAAAAUGUAUUUUUAAGCUCUUGAAUUUUUUAAUUUUAUUUUAUUAAAUUUUUUAAUUUUUA